AUGAGUGCUAUUGCCUGGGAUCAGAAAAAUGAUUUUUUGAUGGACGUGGACGGCCUAGACUUCCUUAAAAGUUCGAGUAUGGAUACUACGGUCCAAAAUGAACACGAAAUAGAAGACGUGGCAGUAGAUUCAAUCUCGGGGGCACCAGAGUCGUAUUUUGAGGGGGAGCAGCCCAUUAGGACUUCUGUGGAGUCUUUCAGGGCUUCUGGGCGUUUCUUGAAGUUUCAAAUAGCCCCUGUUGCCUCUCGCAGUGUGGGAUAUGUUACUGGAGUCAAGACAGAGGAGGACUUCGAUGUGGCAAACUCCAGGUUAUAUACACCAACUUUUCCUCGUCUCGAUUCAUCUGAAGCAUACAAACAGUUUGUCCUAACCUGUUUUGAGAUUUACAAAAAUCUGGGAGAGGACCGAAUUUUCAGUGUUCCCACGAUGGGUUUAAUAAGCCAGUCUUCUCGCAGAGAGCAUACUGAGGCAGUCAAUUUGGCUAUGGAGGCACUGGUAGAUGAACUUGAAACUUUUGCAGCCACUCAAAGUUUCGUACGAGGUUCGGAGCUGGAGGAAUGCUUAUCUAUUUUGAAUUGCGUAAAGGCUGUUCACUUCACUAAAGAUUUAGAGGACGAAUAUUCUCAAAAGAGUGGACUUGUGCAGGAGCUUACACAGUGGAUUAACAGGGCUGACGGAGAGCCCUCGGAGCACGUCAUUGAAAACGUUUUUGAGCAGCAUGGGAGCGCUAAAGUUUAUGAUACGUCUUCAUUCUGGCACCUUGUCAACCAGUUACUUCUACGUGGUCUUUUUGAGCAGGCUGUUGGUGUUCUGGAAAGAUCUCAGAUUUAUUCGGAAUUGCAGUCUCAGUGCGAGCUCAGUUUCAAUGUUCUGACUGACGCAACAACCCUGCUGCAAGAGUAUCCCUCGAGCGGCGGAGAAGAAUUUAGAGAAUGGAAGGCAGCAGCUCUACAACUGUCUCAAAUAUAUUCCGAGUCCUCAUCGGGCUUGAACCCUGAACUACGCAAUUUCAUCAAUGACAUGAUUUUGCUGAUUGGCGGAACCCAAGCUAAGAUCUUACAGUACUCUAACACAUGGUAUGAGUCAUUUUGUGGGCUUUACAUGUUUUAUAUUCCAACGCUGGAUCUGUCGGAAGAAUAUCUUCAAAUAUCACUGGACGCUCACCCCGUUGAUGUGUGUAACACUUGGGAGCAAGCAAGUGUGGAGGUAAUAAAGGGCAAAAUAUAUGCAGUUCUGCCGAUGCUUGAGUCGUUGGAUUUUUGCGUAGCAGUGUUUUUUGCUGCGAUUUGUGAAGCAAAGGGCUUAUUGGAGUCCAGUAAUAGCUUAACCAAUCAUCAAAAUAGAUACGAAGGCAUUGAGGGAGAUUUAUUCUCUUCAAAUAACAGCAUGGCGAGUUUCUUGCUUCAUGGGUUUGCAUUGGAGCUUUGCUCUUACGAUGAUAAACAUCUAUGGUCAGUUGCAAUAGGAAUUUUGGCUCUAUCACCAAGUGGCAACGAUAGCGCCGUGAGGUUAGCCAUAGCUGAACUCUUGCCACAUUACCCGUUCCAAAACAAUGAUGACAUAGAGUGGCUACUGACGUUAUGUGCGAAAUGGAGAUUGCCCGAGAUUGCCAAGACCAUUCAUCGAAUCCUAGGUAAUAAGUUUCUGUAUGACAACAACGUUAUUGAGGCAAUGACCAAUUUCAGUAAAGCUGGCGAGUUUGAAUGGGUAAAGCAUUAUUCUUGGAUGAUAUUUGAAGCUUCCGCUAUCCAAGGCUCGCCACUAGAAGAUGUUGUGAUAGAUGCAAUAGUAAGCAAAGAGAUUGACACCAAGAUUCCUAAAGAGGUCUUGUCAAACGUGUUAACGGAUGUUAUGAAACAAACCUUGUCACCAUAUGCGGUUUUGUAUCAGUUUUAUCAACAACUGGCACAACAAGACUGGGAUGGUGCGUUACAGAAUCUUUUGAACCUCCUCGAGUUUCGGUAUUUGCCAAGACACUACGUUUCGUUACUGAUUGCCAAAUUCUUGUAUCCGGUAUUUUUGCAAGAAGACUCUCGGCAAAUUGCUGAGGAUAGCAUAAUGCGAAUCAUAAAGGCUAUGGGCAAUCUAAGUGAAGAUGAUAAAAGCACUGCAUUGUAUGAGGUUUUAAAACAGCGGCCGGGAAAUGAGAUGCUACCCGCUCAGUUGAAGGAGUUGACCAAAUCGGUGAGGCAACGAUUGAAUUACAAGAUUUGUCUAGAGUUCAUGAACUAG
This is a messenger RNA of Lachancea nothofagi CBS 11611, 2232 nucleotides long. The record is from the annotation of a GenBank genome assembly. Lineage: Eukaryota; Fungi; Ascomycota; Saccharomycetes; Saccharomycetales; Saccharomycetaceae.